Varanus komodoensis (Komodo dragon) is the source of this 2985-nucleotide messenger RNA. It is a transcript of the gene MLF1, whose product is annotated as myeloid leukemia factor 1. Gene Ontology annotation, biological process: regulation of DNA-templated transcription. Gene Ontology annotation, cellular component: nucleus; cytoplasm. Lineage: Eukaryota; Metazoa; Chordata; Lepidosauria; Squamata; Varanidae. The coding region runs from base 83 to 949 and encodes 288 amino acids. The transcript is spliced from 8 exons. The record is from RefSeq and is a predicted model, not a curated record.
UCUCGGGGGGAAGCGGCAACGAACGGUGCCCGACGAGACCCGGGACGAAGCUGUAGCCGCGAAAGAAGCCGAAGCCGUCGCCAUGUUCGGGGGGCUGUCCAGGAUGUUUGAGGACGACCCUUUCUUUCGGGAACCUUUUGGUGCACAUAACGAACAUCUACGGCGUUUCUUUUCUGAACCUUUUGGGCGAGAUCCAUUUCUUGCUAUUAAAGAUGGUGGGCACAGUAAUGUACAUCAGAGAGGACAUCUGGAUUCUGAAAUUGCUUUGCGGGACAACCACAAGGCCAUGAGUUUUCCUCUUAUGCCAUUUGGCUGUUUUGGUGGAAUGAACAUGGAUUUCAGGGAUCCUUUCUCAGCAAUGGAUAGAAUGAUGUCAAACAUGAGAAACAGCAUGGUGGAAUUGCAAAGAAAUUUUGAUAAAAUGGCUGUUGAUCCAAAUGCCCACUCAUUCAGUUCUUCCUCAGUGAUGACCUAUUCCAAGAAGGGCGAUGAACCUCCUAAGGUUUUCCAGGCUUCAGCUCAGACGCGUGUAGCUCCAGGAGGAAUUAAAGAAACUAGGAAAGCACUCAAAGACUCUGAAAGUGGACUCGAAAAAAUGUCUAUUGGUCAUCACAUUCAAGAUCGUGCUCAUAUUGUCCAGAAGGCAAAGAACAACAAAACUGGUGAUGAAGAAAUUAAUCAGGAAUUUGUCAAUUUAGAUGAAGCUGAAGCUAAUGCAUUUGAUGAACAAUGGCAGAAGGAAAUUCUGAGAUUCAACACCACUGGAGGAAGAAACAAUAUAAACACCUCAAGACUCAGAAGUAUCCGUCAUGUAAGCAAGGAAGAUGCAGUCAGAAGGGAGAAGACCCACCCAAGAAUAGCCAUAGAGGAACCCAGAAGGUCUACAUCUUCUGUAGAGAAGCUCAGUGUCAAGGGAUCACACGUUCCUCUCAAAAGCAGCAAAAAAUAAAUUGCUGUGUUGUGUUUCAUAUUAAUCUGGCUCUUCUUUUGGGAGGACACAGUAAUUCUGGAUCAAUUAAUAAGACCAAGCUCUCUGUUCUUAGCACUAGUGAUUUUGCUCUUUGACUACCGAAUGUUUGUGACAUCUCCAACUCCCUGGCAAGAUUUAGUUUCAAGUGGUACUGGAAAAACACUGAUAAUGAAAAGCACUUUUAUGGAGUUCUUGUUCUAGUGUGAGAUAGAAUACUAAAACAUGUCAUUUUUAUUAACACCACAAGCUCCUGUAGCUGUGGAACCAAAAGUAUCAUUGCAACUACAUGUGCAUGGUUUCAAAGGAGUACUGUUCAUAACCUGCUGUUCAUAACUCGAGCGACACUGUGGUGCUUCUGGUGAAGAGUCAGUCACAGUCUAGAGCACUGUAAAGAAAUACCUAUAGCUUUAAAGCAGUCUUUGAGUCUUGCAAAAAAAAGUAAAAUUGCAUAAAUAAAACUGAAUUUUGCCACUGUUCUCUCAAUGUUGUGCAUCUCUGAGUUCUUACUGCCCCCUAAAUCAUUCUUCAUUCUGUUGCUUUGAAAAAAUAAUCCUGUAUUUUAGAUCUACCAUAUUCCUUGCAUAGGUUAAAUAGCACGUCACUAGGCCUUUCCCAUAGAGCUCACUUUAACUGGUUUGUGGCUAACUAUUCAGGCAUUUGAGUUAGUGAGCAAUUCAGAAAUGUAAUUCAUUGCCACCUUUGUUCAAGAUAAGCUGUUUCCAGAUAUUCCAAUAAUUAAACAUAAGUUUAAAAACAUACUGUGGACAUAAAACAUUAAGUGUUUUUAUUGGUUUUUAUUUAAAUAUUUCAUCCAUUUUUAAUUAGUUUUGUAUACAGUUUGUGAUUAGGUAAUGAAAGAGUAGUAUAUAGAUAUAAAAAUAAAAUGCUAUAUCUGAUGGCUGUUCAGAAUAAGUUACCAACUUAAAUUGCCUAAAUAGAACUCAUAACAUGUUCAGGUUUCUGGGUACUAAACAAUAUCAGUAAUUUGAAUGGUGGCAUUUAGGUAUUUGGGACUGCACUUUCUGAUACCCUUUUGUGUCCUUCAAAGCAUAUUUUAAUAUUUUAACGUAACCCACUUAGGUCUGUCUGUUAUGGUUUGCACUAAGUAUUGUUUUCCCUGUAUUUUUAAUAAAGUAGUUUUCCUUCCAAAAAUAUAUGUUUAUUGCUAAUAAUUCAUUUUAAUUUGUAAAAAGUUUUAAUUUUCAUGAACUAAUAUAUUCAUUCUUAAUUGGAAAAUAAAUGACCAUCAAAACCCACAUGACCAUCAAAAUUCUAGCUUGCAGUAAAAAUGCACAAAAUGACUUCAGGUGAUUCAAAGCUGCAUAUCACAAGCAUUUAAAACUGUCUUUAGUGCUCUGCUCUUUACCUUCAUUGCUUUAGUUUCUUCAUUUCUCUCUUGAAGAUUUAUUAUUUAAUUUCUCCUUUGUUUUCAUUUAUUUUUUUAAUAGGAAAGUUAUGGACUGCAGGUUCAAAAGGCUGUGGGCACUCUGAUUUGGGGGGUAUUUUGUCUUUUUAAAACCAGAAACUUGCAAAAUAUAUUAACUGGCAAGGUUUACACAUUUGCAUUCAUAGCAAAGAUGCAGAUUUGUUGGAUAUGUGUCUUCACUGUGAAAUAUUCAUGAUGUCCCAUUCUUUUAAUACACAGGGCUUUAUCAAGCAGUUUUUUUAAAAAAAGGUUAUAUUCAAUCUAUAGUUGUACACUGUAUGAAAGGUGCAUUCCAGAGCAUGUUUAGACCUAAACACCCAUGCUUCCCAACAUUGCUGUCUGAGGCAUUUUGGGAGCUAUAGGUCUUUUUAAUGUCUGAAUGUACAUAGAAUUGCACCAUAUGUGAAUCUGUGGGUUCUGCAAGUUUAGUUCAAGCUUGGCAAUUAAAACAUUGCUCUUGUAUAGGAAUAGCCUUGAAAAAGUUUGAACUUCUGACAAUUCAUUGUCUAUGUGUUAAAAUGUCUUACAGGCUGUUAAAUAGAAAAGGAGCUGUAUAGUUGCUUCAAUAAAAUAUCUCCAUCAAUUAUAA